UGGCUGCGGAAGCGCGUCAGCUCGGGCGGCUCCUUGGCUAGCGUGGUUCCCAUCGCGGCGGACCGAGUAGCGCCUCGCGGACGCAACUAUGUGGGCGCUGGGGACCUGGGUGCUGCUGGGCGCCGUGUGCGCGGGUUCUGCCCAGUUGCAGUUCAAUGUAACCAAGUCUGUUGAACAAACCGCUUGUAAUAAAACAGUCAUCCUACCUUGCAUAGUGACUAAUCUAAUAAAGAACAAUAUUCAAGUCAUUUUUGUUAAAUGGAAACUAGAAAAAAAAGCAUUUUUCAUUUUUGAAGGAUCCACAGGAAAGAUCAACAGAAAUGAGAGUUUUUCAUCUGCUGCGUUAGAAUCUCCACAAAAUUUAACGUCGGGCAUUGCCUCAUUGACAAUCUCAAAAACGCAAGCAGUUCGAGGAAACUACAGUUGUGAAGUGACAGAAUCGAGUAGGGAAGGAGAAACUGUAAUUGAACUUAUAUACCAUAGAGUGCCGUGGUUUACACCGGUAGAAAAUAUUCUCAUCAUACUCUCCAUGGUCUUGGCUAUUUUGUUUUAUUGGAUUCAGUUAGCCGUUACUGUAUCAAAAUUUGAAACUACACUUCUGAAGAUCGGCUUAUUUAUUGCAGGAGUCGUCAUCACAAUUUCUGCUGUUGUUGGUUUUAGUCUUUUAAUUUCAGAUGAUUUUAAGCCAGAGAAUCAAAUUGGACUUGGCUUAAUUGUACUCCCUGCUGUGAUUUUAGUGCCAUGUCAGUACUUUCUGCUUCAGAUAGUUUAUGAGAAUAAUCUAUUGUUUGCAAUUGGUGUGGUAAUUCUGGAAUCACUUGGUUAUUUGAUUGCUGUCAUCGGAUUUGGCCUGUGCAUUACAGCAUGCCGCCCGAAAAAUGGUGCUGUCGUGAUUGCUGGCUUAGCCAUUAUGGCUCUUAUUGCACUUGUAGGCCUAAUUUAUGCGAUUCUUUCGGGUUACAGCAAGAAAGAACAACCUCCCAGGAAAGCUGUAGAAGAACCACUUAAUGCGAAAGUAACUGGCGAGAGUGACAGAAUCUGCUACAGAGGUGGUGAUAUGUGAAAAGAAAUACAUUUGUUUAUACACCGUGGCCUUUGAUGAUGCACUAGUCAAAGAGAAGAAAAUCAGGAACGUAGCUAUUUUGCACGUUUGGGGAAAAAAAAUGCUAAAAUGAUUUACAUGUAAUUUUAUAGUCACAGCAGCGGUAGUUCCAUUCAAGAGAGAGAGUUUUGUUGUUUUUUUUUUUCCUGGAGUGUGUAGGGAGGGGGAGGAGGAGAGCAGAAAAUGCACUAUUUAUCGACCACGCAAUUUCUUUAUAGUGUCAAUAUUAGUGGUACCCUUUUCAAAAAACAUCAGUCAUCGCUUUGAAACUGGGCCAGGUCAGUGACCAAAUGAUACUAGCACUAUGCUACUUGGACAGACCUUUGUGAUAAUUUAAACAAAUUGGUAUUGCAUGUUUCUCUCCUGACUCACCCUCUCUCCCCUCAAAUAUUAAAAAAAAUCCACUGUCGCUACUAUGAAGUUUAAUAUGAUAAAGGUUGUAAUUACAUUUAGAUUAGUGGGGUUUUGCGUGUGCAUGGGCAAGAUAUGUUCAUGCCUAUAUGGUAUGAAUAGGAAGUGGAUGUUGUACAAAUGUUACUCUUUCCACUUCCAGUGUAUGUAUUAUAGAAAACAAUGGCACUUACCACACUGAAAAAACCUGCAUAAACAAAACCACGCCUUUUUUAAUGAUUACCCAAGUUCCCCCCACUCCCACAUACUAUAAUAGUCUUCUUGUAUAUAUAGUAGUUGUGUGGUGUGCUUUGAUUACUGAUAUUUUAGUCUGAUGUUUUUUGUGCCUCUUGUUGUAGUCUUGAUUAAAUAUUACUCACUCCGAGUCAAAUUCAGCGCUACGGUUGUUGGACACAACCCAUUGAUUUCAUUGUUGAAGGGUACCCUACAAUGUUCAUAUGGUAUAGUCUGUGGUACCGAAACCAGUCUCAGGCUUUCUCCUUUGCAAACUGGCAUUUAAGAACCUCUUGAUGCUUUCAGAAAACGGAGAAUAAUCAAAGUUAGCAGCAAAUCUGCAUUUUAAAUCUGCCUCUUUAUU
Molecule: messenger RNA, 2090 nt
Organism: Terrapene triunguis (Three-toed box turtle)
Lineage: Eukaryota; Metazoa; Chordata; Testudines; Emydidae
Gene: CD47
Product: CD47 molecule
Exons: 10
Coding region: 89-1063 (324 amino acids)
Biological process (GO): positive regulation of cell-cell adhesion; positive regulation of inflammatory response; positive regulation of phagocytosis
Cellular component (GO): extracellular exosome; plasma membrane
Molecular function (GO): thrombospondin receptor activity
Source: RefSeq, a predicted model, not a curated record